This is a messenger RNA of Prorocentrum cordatum, 1047 nucleotides long. The record is from the annotation of a GenBank genome assembly. Lineage: Eukaryota; Dinophyceae; Prorocentrales; Prorocentraceae.
AUGGCCUCCAAGAGGGCCACGAGGCCGUACCAGGCGCCCUACUCCGUCUUCGGCCACGGCGGCGGCCAGCCGCCUCCGCCCGUCUUCGCCACCGCCUGGGUGCGAGGUGUCCCUGCCGUCCGUGCGGGCACGGGGAGGUUCCCGAAGGAUCUCAGGAAGAAGAAGAUCUCGCACAUGUUGAAGGUGAUGAGCUCCACGGCGGUGCUGGCGCUGCAGGAGGUCCAUGGUUCGGAGGCGGAGCUCAACCACGAGAUUCACCUGGCCCACAAGACCGCGGCCUGCUUCGCCUCCAUCCCGAAUCGCGGCACUGGACAGCCUGGGUCGGCCGUCCGUGGCCGGCACGGCAGGAUCUGCCUGGCUUUGGGCGUCGGCUGGCUGCAGGUCCUCGGCGUGGUGCCCUGCGCCUCGAUCAACCGCGUGCCAGGCCACGCCCGCGGGUCGCGCCCGCGGCGGCGCGGCGCAGCCUGCGCCCCGCACGGUGCCGACCGCCGCGUGCGGACGCCGACGCGGCGGGGGCCGGUGGCGAUGCGCGGGACCGCAGCGCGGGCCGCAGGGCACAGAGGCGACGAGCUGAGAGCCUGGCUGGACGGCCUGGACAGGGGAGCUGGCAAGAUGCUGGAGUACCUGGAGCCGCUGCGGCUACACUUCGGCAGCCUCGCGGAGAUCGAGGCCUGCUACGUCGAGCCCGAGGGGCCCGACGCCGAGCAGGACAACAGGGGCAUGCUCCAGAGGGUGGACGGCCUCCUCUUCGAGGCCAUCGGCGCGAAGACGACGGGCGUCAAGCUGAUGCUGGCCAGGGGCGUCGUCGAGCUCGUCGAGCGCAAGGGCCGGCGCGAGGAGGAGGAGCCCGUAAACGCGGAGCCCUCAGUGACCAUGGCGGCCACGGAGGUGCGCCCCCGGCCGAAGCCGGGGCCGCAGGUGAAGGCGCGGCCGAAGCCAGCGCAGCCGGGAGCCAAGCCGAAGCCUCCGUCUGCGCCGCCCCCCGCGCACCUGCUGGCCCAGCGCGAGCGCGGCAAGGGCGCAGGCGGCGGCGCAAACUUCUCCUGA